Molecule: messenger RNA, 1315 nt
Organism: Rhineura floridana
Lineage: Eukaryota; Metazoa; Chordata; Lepidosauria; Squamata; Rhineuridae
Gene: RNASEH2B
Product: ribonuclease H2 subunit B
Exons: 11
Coding region: 67-1011 (314 amino acids)
Biological process (GO): RNA catabolic process; ribonucleotide metabolic process
Cellular component (GO): ribonuclease H2 complex; nucleoplasm
Source: RefSeq, a predicted model, not a curated record
UCUAACCUUUUAUAGAUCUCACUUAGCGAAAAAAAGGGGGCGGGCCCGCAAGUAAGCAGGAGCAGCAUGGCGGCUGGGAGGAAGCGCCUCCAGCCUUUGCCAGCCCUUGCGGAAAAGAACAACAGCGGCCAGUGGGUGAUCAUUGCCCCAGAAUCUGCUACCAAUCUUCCAAAGAAGCCAGGUUCUGGGCCUUUAUUUACAAAACUACGUAAUCCAAGUACAGGACACGCAGCCCUUUAUUUGUUCAAUAGUGAUGGUCGUCAGCUGUUUGAAGUAAAAGCUUUUCAUGAAGAAUACCGGUCCUGGUUUAUAGGUCAAACUGUUCAACAAGAUGGGUGCCUGUUCUUUGCUACACCUGUGGAUCCCUUAUUUCUCUUGUUGUUCUACCUUACUAAGGCAGAGAAAGAGCAGGGAAAGUUCCAGCCACUGAAUCAGAUAUUGGUAGAUGAAGAGUGUUCUUCCUGUGCAAUGUUGCUAAAAUGCACAAGCGUUUCACAAUCUCUUCACCACAUAGCAGAUGAAAAAGAAAUAGGUGGCAGGAAAUUCUAUAAAUACAAUGAGGAGAAAACACUGAAGUGGCUAAAGAAGAAGGUCAACCAGACUGUGAAAAUGUUAAAAGUCAGUGACAUACGUGUGGAUGGAAAGGUGCAGUCUGCUACAUUUAUUAGUGGUAAACAGAUCACUGAUGCCGCUGAAGAGGAUUAUAUUUGCUAUGCUCAUGGUUUAAUAUCUGAAUAUAUUCUUGAAGAACUGAGUACUGCACUAGCUAAAUACUUACAACUCCCACAGAUUGCGUGUCCUCCAGCAGAGCCAGCAUCCAAGAAAAGGAAAUUAUCAGAUGAACCCGUAGAAGCAAAAGAAGAUUAUACCAAGUUUAAUACUAGUGAUCUGAAAAACAAAAAGGCAAACAAUAAAAUAUCAGCUGCUCAAAAAGCUCUAGCAAAAGUUGACAAGAGUGGCAUGAAAACAAUGUCUUCUUUCUUUAGUUCAAAGCCUAAAGCAAUGAAAUGAGAUUUACCUUUGAUACAAUAAUUGUUUUUUUGUAUCAUGGUUUCUUUUUAACCUUCCUCCCCAGUUUCCAGAUAGUCCUUUGCUUAAAAUUAGGGCUGAGAAGUAGAAAUACUGGACUUUAGUAUUGGGAAACCUAAUAUUGUGUGACACAAAGUCAGGACAACCUAUUGUAAUCCCCACUGGCAAAACUAGGUUUGGUAAUUUACCAUUUCAGCCAAUAUGCUUGCCUAAUUAGCAUUGUUAAAUUGCAAGUUUUACAUUGUAAUGUAAUAGUACAAUACAAUAAACUCUUUUCUGAAACAUA